GAGGGACGGACGGGGGGAAGCGCAGCCGGAGAGUGAAGAUUUCAUGGUGGCUGGACGGAGCUUUAACGGAGUUAUCGGCACUCUGACUAUGACAGCUACCUUUGUGGGAGGAGCGUUCAUCAACGGAACAGCCGAGGCAGUGUACACGUCCGGCUCGGGUCUUCUCUGGGCACAGGCGCCGUUUGGACUGGCGAUUUCUCUUCUUAUAGGUGGCGUCUUUUUUGCCAAGAAGAUGCGAUCUGCCGGUUUCACGACCUUGUUUGACCCCUUCCAACGAAAGUUCGGCAGGCUCAUGUGCGUGCUGCUCUACGUCCCGUCUGUUCUGUCCGAGAUUUUCUACUCAAGCACGAUUUUAGCAGCUCUGGGGACAACUAUUAGCGUUAUUCUGGGCCUAGACUUGCGCCUCUCCAUCCUGAUCUCCACGUCCGUUGCGGUUCUGUACACGUUACUGGGAGGUCUGUACUCGGUGGCAUACACAGACGUGCUGCAGCUUAUCUUCAUCUUCGCUGGAUUGUGGCUGUGCAUACCGUUCGCUAUGACGCACCAGGCAGUGGCGAGCAUCACCGAGGACACGUCCUGGCUGGGGCAGUGGGACGACCGGCUAGCUGGCGUCUGGGUCGACUUAACACUUAUGAUGGCCCUUGGUUCCCCCGCCAUCCAGCCGUACAUCCAGCGGGUUCUGGCGGCUCGUAGCGCACAUGAGGCCCGGCUCUUCUCCAUCUUCGGCUGCUUCGGCUGCCUGCUCCUCGCCGCUCCGCCUGUUCUAAUAGGCGCUAUCGGGGCGUCAACCGACUGGAACCAGACUGCCCUGCGUGUCCCUCCUGUCAAUGAUACAGACAAGAUCGCACCCCUGGUCAUCCAGCACCUCACACCUACAGCGGUGUCCGCGGUGGGGUUAGGAACGGUGUCUGCUGCAGUCAUGUCGUCUGUCGACUCCUCCAUUCUCGGAGCAGCAAGUGUGUUCGGGCGGAACAUCUACAAGGGUAUACUCAGGCGCAAGGCGUCUGAAAGGGAGGUCGUGUGGCUGGUCCGUGUUUCCGUCGUCAUUAUCGGCGCAUGCGCAGCCUUGGUAGCCCUGACGUCACACACCAUCAUCGGACUGUGGUACCUGUCGUCUGAACUGGUUUACGUCAUCCUCCUACCACAGGUCGUCUGCGUGCUUUUUGUCAGGUUCUCCAACACAUAUGGGUCCCUAGCCGGGUUCACAGUCGGGCUCAUACUGAGGAUAGCAGCGGGAGAACCCUUACUGAACAUGGCGCCCUUCGUCUGGUACCCUUACUACAGUGACGACAUGGGACAACUCUUCCCCUUCAGGACUCUGGCCAUGCUGGCGUCUCUCGUCACCAUGGUGAUCAUCUCUGGGAUGUUCCAUGUUGGAUUUCACCGGGGGUUGCUGCCGACCAAGCUGGAUGUUUUUCAAUGUUACCGAAAUGAGUGCGAUCUCACCGCGAGUAAAAAGGAUAUGACUCUGUUUUGCUUGAAAUAUAACAAAUCUUGUGACAUGGAAUUGACUAGUACUUCAAAUGAAGUGAUCGGUGUAGACACACACAAGAAUGUUUGAUAUCAUUUGUCAAUGUUAUUUUGCAUUGCUGCUGAACAAUAUGUUAUACCGCUACUCUCCGAUUGAAACAGAUUUGGUCCGUGUUUUAGGCGUUUUUUAUCGGGCUUUCUAUAUUAUACUAUUUUUGGCAGGCGGACAUGAAGAAAACAGUACAAAAUGGAAAGCUCGUCAAAAAACGCGUAAAAAACACGUAAAAACUGCCGUAGCCGCGGAACCUCAAGCGGCUCCACCCGGCGCCCAAGCGUAUAUUGCAGCUAUCAAGUAAUCCGCACAUCACAGUACAAAUGCACUAGCAUUUUGAAAGGAAAAUAGGAUCUUGUAGAAAAUAACAUACACUAUUUCCGUGCUCUAAUCAACGUCACCGUCACGUAUGAACUUUCGUUCAAAAAUUGAAUCUUGGCAGACGAACGAAAAGGCAAUAGAAAUAUAUGAUGGGCAAGUCAAGUCAAGUCAACAUUUAUUAUGUAUUCCCCGUAUCAAAAACAAAUUGUAUUUGCUGAUGUGUUCUUUUUAUUUCUUCUGUGAGGAACCAAUCAGAGCUUAGAACAGCGUUAGGAUAUUAGCUGUAUAUUGUAAAUGUAUAUGUGCGUCUUUUCUCGCACAAAACACUAUAGUGCAACCCUAAUGUGCGAGUGGCUAGACAAAAGGCUACAUUCUGCAUUUUCGCGAAAAUGGUACUCAAUUGCAUCGAGUGCGCAUUGAUCGUACAAAAAUAUACCCACUGAAAAGAGAAUGUGUCCGAUCUGCUAAGACAAAGUUGAAGAUGAAUACCAUUUUCUAGUGAUACGUCAUUCAUAUGACCAGGAUUUCUUUUCUUCAAGUUUGAACUUCUAUGUACCUCCUUCACUGGAGUGUGAGUUGGUUCAACCCAAAAUAAA
This is a messenger RNA of Branchiostoma floridae (Florida lancelet), 2439 nucleotides long. Its product is annotated as high affinity choline transporter 1-like. Gene Ontology annotation, biological process: acetylcholine biosynthetic process; choline transport; transmembrane transport. The record is from RefSeq and is a predicted model, not a curated record. The transcript has 10 exons. Gene Ontology annotation, molecular function: choline:sodium symporter activity. NCBI's taxonomy places the organism in Eukaryota, Metazoa, Chordata, Leptocardii, Amphioxiformes, Branchiostomatidae. Bases 44 to 1561 code for a protein of 505 amino acids. Gene Ontology annotation, cellular component: plasma membrane.